Acanthocheilonema viteae is the source of this 2424-nucleotide messenger RNA. The record is from the annotation of a GenBank genome assembly. Lineage: Eukaryota; Metazoa; Nematoda; Chromadorea; Rhabditida; Onchocercidae.
AUGAAUAAAUUGUGGCGAAAUACCUCGUGUCAUAUCUGGGCCACUACAUGUUUACGGUUGCACGUACGUCGUUUAUCGGCACAUGAAAUCCGUUUAUCGUUUUUAGAAUAUUUUAAAGAACAUGAUCACACAUAUGUGCCUUCUUCAUCCGUUAUUCCGAAAGAUGACAGUUCGGUUGCAUUUGUUAAUGCCGGAAUGAAUCAGUUCAAGCUACUUUUCCUGGGUGCUAAAUAUACGGAAGGCAAAUUUGCUGCUUUGCGUAAUGUUGUUAAUUGGCAAAAAUGUAUUCGUAUUGGUGGCAAACAUAAUGAUUUCGACGAUGUUGGCCAUGAUUUAACGCACCAUACAUUUUUUGAAAUGCUUGGAAAUUAUUCUUUUGGUGGUUAUUCGAAGGCAGAAGCAUGUCUAUAUGCAUGGAGCUUUCUCACGGAUGUCCUCAGAGUACCGGCUGAUCGAUUAUAUAUUACAUAUUUUAGUGGAGAUGAAAAUAUGAGAUUGAAGGAAGAUCGUGAAUGCCGCGAUAUCUGGAUUAAAUUAGGUGUUCCCGAAGAUCGUGUUCUUGGCUUUUGUUCUAAUCAUAACUUUUGGGAGAUGGCUGAAACGGGUCCAUGUGGUCCGUGCACGGAAAUUCAUUAUGAUCUUAUUGGUAAUCGAAAAGCACAAAAACUUGUGAACUCAAAUGAUCCAACAGUAGUUGAAAUUUGGAAUCUUGUUUUUAUGCAGUUCAGCAGGGAUCUGUUAGGCAGGAUCAGUAGUUUACCAACGUUGUACAUAGAUUGCGGAAUGGGUUUCGAGCGAUUAGUCAGUAUUGUCCAAGGGCUGCAAUCUGCCUAUGAUACCGAUCUUUUUCUUCCGUUGAUGAAAAUUAUUCAUAAGUACUCCAAAGUCGGAGAAUAUGGUGGACGAUUGGGAGAUAUCGAUACAGCGUAUCGGAUUAUCGCAGAUCAUCUCCGCGCUGCUUGUAUUAUGAUUUCAGACGGUGUUGAACCUGGUUCACGAAAUCGAGGGCUACAGUCAGUUCCAAAUCUUCAAAUGUUUCAAUAGUAUCAUCUUCGACGGGUUUUGCGGCGUGCUGCAUUGAAUUUAAGCCUUACGCUUGGUGCAGAACGUGGGACACUAACAUCUCUGGUGCCUGGUUUCACUUUACUGUACGAUAGUGUCGCAAAAUGUGAAACUGUAAUAGCUAAAACGAUCAUGUCUGAAGAAGAAUUAUUUUGGAAAAGUUACGAUAAAGGCAGCAAAUUACUUGAGGAUAAUAUUGCAUCUCAUCAACAUAUGCUGCCAGGAGAAAUUGCAUGGAUGUUAUCAGGAACUUACGGUCUUCCAGUGACAAUAACUCAAAAGAUAUGCAAUGAAAAAGGGUUGAAAGUUGAUAUGGAUGGCUUUUAUCAAUGUUUGAUGAAGUUUCAGAGAAGUCAAAAAGCCGAGGAGGAACCUUGGCAAAAAGUCGAUUUAGAAGAAAUGAUAUUGAAUGGUGUAAAACCAACCAAUGAUUCAGAAAAAUAUGAUUGCGAACGAAUCGAAUUGGGCAAAUACGAAUUUCCGAGCAAAAUAGGUACUGUUAUGGCAGUCUUUGAUGUCAACGGUAAAAAUGUAAUGGCGCUUAAAGCAGGGGAAAUGGGGUCCGUGAUCAUGGAUUCGACGGUUUUUUUUGCUGAGCAAGGAGGACAGUUGUACGAUGCAGGGACCCUCCGAGAUAGUUUAGAUAACGUUAUAUUUACUGUGAAUAGUGCGAAAAGACGAAAUGGUUAUAUUAUCCAUACAGGGAAAGUGGCAGACGGCGAAACUUUGAAAAAGGGUCUAAAAUUGGUGCAAAUGAUAGACACUAAACAACGGUUUUCGCUAAUGUGUGGCCAUACUGCUACCCAUAUUCUUCAUUUUGCUCUUGAAAAAGUACUUGGUAUGUCAAUUCGUCAGAUGGGUUCAUUUAUUGGUCCUGAUAAGCUGUAUUUUGAUUUUUUUGCCCUUGACAAAAAGUUCACUCUUGAACAAAUUGAAAAAGUCAUGACAACGGUGAAUAUGAUUAUUAAAAGUAACUUAAAUGUUACGGUGAAAUACAUUUUGAAAGAAGAAUUGGGUUUUAUGCACAAGAAUUUCUCUGCAUUCGACAUUUCACAGGAAUCAGCCUUCGAUGGCUCAUAUCGGAUUGUUACGAUUGAAAGCUCGCGACUGUUAGGUGAAGAUAUCAUCGAACCAUGUUGUGGGACGCAUGUUUCUAACACAGGUGAUAUUGGUGAAUUUGUAAUAAUUGGCCAAAAAUCACGAAGCGGCAAUGUGCGUCGAAUCUACGCAGUAACAAACAGCGCUGCUAUAGAAAGCAUUCAUAACGCGACGAAGCUCACAGAUAAACUGUCUCGUGCGUUGAGCGGCUUUAAUGAAACGUUCAUCGAUACGCAUGGCCUUGUGGAAGUUGGUAAUUUAUGA